UAGGGUUGAAGAGCAUCGAGAAAGUUUGGCGUGGUGGGGGCCAAAUCUUUGCCGUAGUGGUCGAGGAUAUGGGAGCGCACUCGAGCAAGGACGCACAACAACAGGGAGAUGUGCGUGAGCUUCUCGAAGAGUUUGAAGGAGUACUGGGCGAGCCCAAAGGACUACCCCCGCAUCGAGAGUUCGACCAUCCCAUACCAUUGGUCAAUGAACAGCAUGCCAUACAUGUCCACCCUUAUAGGUACGCUCACUUUCAGAAAACCGAGAUCGAACGGCAAGUGGCCGAGAUGCUUGAAUCAGGUCUCAUACAGCAUAGCAAGAGUCCGUUCUCUUCUCCAGUUCUGUUGGCUAAAAAGAAGGACGGCACGUGGAGAUUCUGUACUGACUACCGAGCUCUAAACGCUGCAACCAUCAAGGACAGAUUUCCAAUCCCCAGUGUCGACGAUAUGCUUGAUGAGUUAGCCGGAUCACGCUAUUUCUCUAAGCUCGAUUUAAGAGCUGGCUACCAUCAGAUUCGACUUCACAAAGCCGACAUCCCAAAGACAGCCUUUCGUACACACCAGGGGCAUUAUGAGUAUCUGGUUAUGCCAUUCGGCUUAUGCAAUGCCCCAUCCACUUUCCAGUUCGCCAUGAACUCUAUCUUCAAGGAGUAUCUGCGUAAGUUCGUUCUGGUAUUCUUUGACGAUAUCCUGAUUUAUUCGAAGUCAUGGGACGAACAUCUUGGGCAUCUGAGAGUAGUGCUUGAAAUUCUGGAGGCCAACUCAUUCCACAUCAAACCGUCCAAGUGUUCAUUCGGGCAGGAGAUGGUUGAAUAUCUUGGACAUUUCAUAUCACAUGACGGUGUGAAG
Molecule: messenger RNA, 845 nt
Organism: Striga hermonthica
Lineage: Eukaryota; Viridiplantae; Streptophyta; Magnoliopsida; Lamiales; Orobanchaceae
Source: the annotation of a GenBank genome assembly